Molecule: messenger RNA, 872 nt
Organism: Ipomoea nil (Japanese morning glory)
Lineage: Eukaryota; Viridiplantae; Streptophyta; Magnoliopsida; Solanales; Convolvulaceae
Product: actin-depolymerizing factor 2-like
Exons: 3
Coding region: 183-602 (139 amino acids)
Biological process (GO): actin filament depolymerization
Cellular component (GO): actin cytoskeleton; cytoplasm
Molecular function (GO): actin filament binding
Source: RefSeq, a predicted model, not a curated record
UUCAAUUCCUCAAUUCUCUUUUUCUUCUUUCUCCGCUUUGCUUAUCUGUGUGAAGCAAAGUCUUUUCCGGUCUCAAACGCGCUCCCCUAUAUAUACGCGCACAGAAAUAUCUCUUCUUUGCCCUAAAGCUCUAUAUCUCCGCUCAAAUCUCACCGAUCUUUCUCCGAUCACCGCGCACCACCAUGGCUAAUUCUGCAUCAGGCAUGGCAGUCCAUGAUGACUGCAAACUGAAAUUUUUGGAGUUGAAAACAAAGAGGGCUUACCGGUUUAUAGUAUAUAAGAUUGAGGAGAAGCAAAAGCAGGUAAUUGUGGAAAAGCUGGGUGAGCCAGCUCAGAGCUAUGACGACUUCACUGCAUGCCUGCCUGCUGAUGAAUGCCGAUAUGCUGUCUAUGAUUUUGAUUUUCUAACAGAAGAGAGUGUCCCAAAGAGCAGGAUUUUCUUUAUUGCCUGGUCUCCUGAUACUGCAAAGGUUAGAAGCAAAAUGAUUUAUGCAAGCUCCAAGGACAGAUUUAAGAGGGAAUUGGAUGGCAUUCAGGUGGAGCUGCAAGCCACUGAUCCAACUGAGAUGGAUCUCGACGUCUUCAAAAGCCGCGCAAAUUAAAUAAAAUUCUCUAGUACUGCAAAGCUUGAUGUACGCCUUCUUUGCUUUACUCCUUGAGAAAUGUUUAUAGUUUGUGGGACUGCACUGCCUGCCUCGCUAAGAUGUGAUAUUAGUCUGUUGUCGAUUUUACUAUUUUAAUCUCCAUCUAAACAAAUUAUGUCCUUUUGACAUUAUCAUAUGAUGGUUUGGUGUGUUGAAUGCGUGUAAUGAAUUCUUUGGUUGGGUACCAAUCAACAAUUAUGGUUUGUUUGUUUUUUCUUUUUUUAUUUU